AUGGUUUGUGCUCGCGAUUGGCCUAAACCGGUUGUUAGAGUGCAAUCGUUAUCUAAAAGCGGGAAACCAGUAAUUCCCGACAGAUACAUCAAGCCACCACCGGAUCAACCCGUUUUUAACUCAUCUUCAUCCGACGACAUAAACAUACCUGUUAUCGACCUCGACGGACUGACCAACGAUGAUCUCACCCUCUGGGAAUCUACUUUUAAUGAAAUAUCGGCAACGUGCCUUGAGCGGGGGUCCUUCCAGGUGAUCAAUCAUGGCUUGAAGACAGAACUCGUCGACGGAGUUCGGGAUAUUUGGCGGGAGUUCUUUCAUGAACUGAUGGACGUGAAGCAACAAUAUGCUAAUUCACCCCAAACGUAUGAAGGUUAUGGAAGCAGAUUAGGACUUGAAAAAGGGGCAAUACUUGAUUGGAGCAAUUAUUAUUUCCAUCACUAUCUUCCUCCUCCUCUAAAGGAUCACAACUGA
This is a messenger RNA of Lactuca virosa, 471 nucleotides long. The record is from the annotation of a GenBank genome assembly. Lineage: Eukaryota; Viridiplantae; Streptophyta; Magnoliopsida; Asterales; Asteraceae.